This is a messenger RNA of Haliotis rufescens (red abalone), 1773 nucleotides long. RefSeq lists its product as uncharacterized. Lineage: Eukaryota; Metazoa; Mollusca; Gastropoda; Lepetellida; Haliotidae. The record is from RefSeq and is a predicted model, not a curated record. The coding region runs from base 564 to 989 and encodes 141 amino acids. The transcript has 4 exons.
GGGAAUCUUCGAGACCAUGCAUACAUUUUACAAACUUUGAUGGAACUUUGAAUUGUAUUUGUGUGACGUCAGUCUAUGGUAUUGUUAAUCAACGGCGUAGCUGCACGUGAAUACUACCCUGGCCUGAUUUAUGUCGACAUAAAAUCGAACACUUCAAUAGGCACGCGUUUUCUUCAGUGACUGCCGUUUGUAGCGUGUCAAUGCCUCUCGCCAUGGCUGCAUUGGUGAGUCGCUAAGACUGCCAAGCCCGUGAAUGUAUUUUGACAACCUGCUAUAGGGAGUUGCACACAUGAGACGUAACUGUGUUCAGUUCUCCAUACAUGUGUACAAUGUCACAGUAGGUUGAAAUGAAUGUUGAAGUGUUCACCCAGUGGUGAUAUACCUGACUUACCCAACACGUACGGAGGCCUAUGUACCAGUAUAGCUCUGUUGUAUUGGGAUGUGCAUACCCCGAAUUUGAACCGAGUGUGAACUGAAUGUAAUAGAGGAAAGAGUGACAAAUCUGCACGUGGACUUCAGUCUAUCCGUGACAUGAUACACCCAGGGCCAGCUAAUGCCACGCCAUGGAUAGCGAGAGGUUAGACAAUGUUGAGGUCACGAUCGAGUUCAUUGACAUGCAGGAAAUAGUCCGGCAGUUGGAGAUGGACUACGCCGCUGCUAAAAGUGCAUUUCUUUUUCGAAAAUAUGGCAUGUUGAAAGCUAUGUUGAAGACAGCAAUAACAGCCAUCAAUCAAAGCUACUAUUCCAAGGAGAGACCACGGGGUUAUUUUGCAAGAGCAUUAGCGAACCGACGUCAGCGAAAGAAAGAAGUGCUGGCCAUUUCUAUCGAAGAGGUCGAGGCAGACAGUUGCUUGAAGCGAGAGAGGAUCAGCACCAUCCGGAAUCUGGACGUAGAAUAUGAAAGUUCCAAACGGUCUUUACCUCCUUGGAGGUAUGGGAAAUUGAAAACAAUGGCGAAACACGUCAUCACUUUGAAGAACUUGGAAUGAGGGACACAAUAAAUCAAGAUUUUUGACCGAUCAUCAUCUUGUGAAGUGCAACAACUUCAUUGGUAUAGCAUCUUCGUAGACGCUUCCAAACCCCACAUUCGUGCUUAUAACACACCUGCCUCGAGUGUGGCAGAAGUACUGAGAUGUACGACCGAGGGAACUGUGGUCCCUCUCUUCAUUGUGCCCCCUCCCAGGGAAACCUUGCUGCCACAAGCGGUAUUAGUCCCCCACUGUGGAUCAGUAAUCGCUACAAGAAAUAUCAGAGACAGUGUCAGUGUGUGUUCCUAUUUCACGUUGUUUUAAACACCGAGUAAAAUUAAGACAACCUUCAUUAUUUUUACUUUUACGUGUUUCAUUUUGUCAAAAUUAUGCUUCAUUUUUGUUAGAAAAUAUAUGGUUGCUGGCGACAGGCUGUUUGUAAAGGUGGGAGGUGUUGAUGUCGCUCGAGGAAUGGAUACUGUAAAUAUGUUUAAAUCUAUUUACUGUAAAAACAUUUCUAAUUAAGUUUUAUACAUAUGUUGUAACAUACAAGUCGUUUUAAAUAAACGAGGGAGAAAUCUAUAAAACCCUGCUGUAUAUAUCCAAGCGGAAUGGAAGACGUUAUCAACAGUAGUGAUCUAGACGUGAAACAGGAAAACACUCGACAACUGAUGACACGUCAGGACCAAUGUGAAGAUCUGGGUUAGAAUUGGUCCUCAGCAACCCAUGCUUGUUUCCUGUGAAGAUCAGGGUUACAAUAGGUCUUCAGCAACCCAUGCUUGUUUCCCGUGAAGAUCAGGGUUAG